ACGUCACUACGCGGCGCCGCCAGAUCCGGGGACCGCGCGAAGCCUCACUUUCCCGGAAUCCCGGCCGCCGGUGACCGGAGUGGGGAAGUUGGGAGAGGGCGCCGAGCAAAAGUCCCACCCGGCGUGGGGCUGGUGUGCGGGUCGCCGCGGGAGAGAGGCGCGGAAUAAAAGGGAAGCAAUGCAGAAAUCAGAGUGCCAUGGAGUUGUACAGUUGAGAAACAGAAAGGCAGGUAGCUGUGAUCAAAGGACAUCAUCAAGCAUGCAAAUAAAACACAGGACUACAGUUCAACAAAGCAACUCCUCAUCUUCAACCAGUUCUCCAGAGACUGCAAGAAAAGUUCAUCCUCGACCAAGUGAUAAACUUAACCCUAAGACCAUUAACCCUGUAGCUAGUGACAAAAGGCAUAUGGUAAUCAUGAUGAAGAAUGGAAAUGAUACAUGUAAUUCCAGCUUCCUUCAAGCCUUCCAAAACAAGUUUGGUGAACAAUCACGAGCUCCUUCUGCAUUUGCAGCCAUUUACUCUAAGGGAGGGAUUCCUUGCAGAUUGGUCCAUGGUUCAGUGAAACACAGAUUACAGUGGGAAUGUCCUCCUGAAAAUCUUCCAUUUGAUCCUCUUCUUAUUACUUUAGCUGAGGGUUUGAGGGAGACUAAACAUCCAUACACCUUUGUGUCGAAGGAGGGUUUUAGAGAAUUGCUGUUGGUCCAAGGAGCUCUUGAGAAAGCUGUACCUUUGCUUCCAAGACUGAUUCCUGUGCUAAAGGCAGCUCUGGUCCACAUGGAUGAUGAAGUGUUUGCAAGAGGACUGAAUGCUCUCGUGCAGCUGAGUAUAGUCGUUGGUCCUUCUCUAAAUGACCAUCUGAAACAUCUGCUUACAAGUCUUUCCAAGAGAUUGAGGGAUAAGAAAUUCAAAGAGCCAAUCACCAGUGCAUUACAGAAGCUAGAACAGCAUGGUGGGAAUGGAAGCCUUAUCAUCAUCAAAUCCAAAAUUCCAACAUACUGCUCCAUAUGCUGUUGAAGAAGGGAGCCCACAGAAAUAUUGUUACUCCCUGGUGACAGGUGUUAAGUGGUGACCAUAGGUACCUUUGGAACCUUUUCAGAUUUACUUCCGUUUAUUCUUCUGUCAGUCACAGCCACUGUUCAUUAUUUACUUCAUUAAGAUGAGUAUACAGUACCACUGAAUCAUAGUAAAAGUUAUUUCAACAACAAAAAUAGUAUGGUCAAUGAUGGAAAACUAUUAAAAACAGUUCUAUAAUAGUACAAUUUUGUGGGGUUGGUUUUUCAUAUUUUACAGUUUGGUAUGAACAACCAUUAUUGGGUUAUAGCAGAUGUGUUUGUAUUUAUUUUCUAGUGCCUUUCUUUAAUAAUAGCCCUUUUCACAAUCAUUUUGUAGCUGUGUACUUAUUUUUAGACGUUUUGUCAUUUCUUGGGUUUUAUAUUUAUCAAUGCUAUAGAAAUUUAAAGUAGUGGACAAACAUUUGUGAAUUCACUGUUAAUUAUUGUCUGUAAAUAUGUAUUUUAUGGUGUAGGAUACUUGGAAAAAUUUCAUUCCAGAGUAUUCUAGUUUAAGACAUUUUUUAAAAUAUGUAAAUUCUCUUUUAAGUAUGUUAUUUAUUACACCUCUUUAAAACUAUCUAAACUUUAGGAGUUGUUUAUAUUUAAGUAAAUGUUAUUUUUGUAUCCCAUAGUCUGAAAAUACUGGAGAUACUCAUUUCUUGAAGAUACUCAGAAAUUAAAAUCUUAAAACUCUUAAAUGUA
Molecule: messenger RNA, 1755 nt
Organism: Mustela lutreola (European mink)
Lineage: Eukaryota; Metazoa; Chordata; Mammalia; Carnivora; Mustelidae
Gene: PACRGL
Product: parkin coregulated like
Exons: 11
Coding region: 179-1015 (278 amino acids)
Source: RefSeq, a predicted model, not a curated record